Molecule: messenger RNA, 9107 nt
Organism: Esox lucius (northern pike)
Lineage: Eukaryota; Metazoa; Chordata; Actinopteri; Esociformes; Esocidae
Gene: atp2b4
Product: ATPase plasma membrane Ca2+ transporting 4
Exons: 23
Coding region: 1169-4843 (1224 amino acids)
Biological process (GO): regulation of cytosolic calcium ion concentration; calcium ion transmembrane transport
Cellular component (GO): membrane; intracellular membrane-bounded organelle
Molecular function (GO): P-type calcium transporter activity; ATP binding; ATP hydrolysis activity
Source: RefSeq, a predicted model, not a curated record
CUUUGCCUCCCCCUCUUCUCCGCAGCGGAGCUUGCUCCAGACCCUGGCGUUGUGUACCUCUUUCGUUUUUCCAACCACGGAAAUCGGUGAACCGAUCGGUGCGCUUUGAUUUUUGGUAUGGGGAUAGGUUGCGUUUAUCUGUAGUUUUGCCGCAGAUCUAGCAUACGUGAACCAGGAAACCACAGACAACUUAGACAAAAGAAACCUCGCGGUGUGAAUCUAGAUACGCGGACCCGUAUUCUUUCUGCUACUGUCGUUUGUCUUCGAACCAAACCGACCCUUCCUCGCGCAAUAAUUUCCUCCUGUUUGGAGAGGAAGGGUGUUAGCUUUUAAAGUGAAAUCUCACCAGUUCGUAUACUUUGUGGUUCGUAACGUGUUGCUCUAGCUUAUCACCCACUUUAUCAAAUUACUGAUAUCUAAAACAAAAGGACAAUCUGUAAAGUGCUGCGGUCAAUAGCGUCUCUGUGCAAUGCCCCAGUUGUUAAAUUGGAGCCCAGAUGGGGAAUAAACAAAACCGUAAUCUAUAGCACGUACUUUUAAGGAAGCAGAUCGCACGUUUAUUUAAAAUAACGCAUAGGGCAGAUUCUUCUCACGGAUUUCUCAUCUCAAAAGUACGAUAUAGCCACAGUUUCUUUGUCCCUUCUGUUUUAAACUGUAAGCCACAACGAAAAACCCUUAGCACUAGCUUUGACUGAAGCGGAAGAGGACUGUUUCGAGACGGGAUUCUGGAUUUACCCGCUGGUGGAGACAGACUGUGCGUGCGUUAGUGAGCAGAGCAGAGUAGAGGAGCGCUCACUGAGACCACCUCCCGCCGGCUUGCUGCCAUGCACCUAACCGUCUGACUGUCUCGGCAUCCGGUUUUGGGGAACAGAAGUGAUCAACCGAUCCCGUCUCUACUGUUUCAGUAGUAAUAUGCACACCCGGGUCUAGAAGCUUGUCCACGGAUGUUCAUUUACCACACCAGGCAAGCAGAAAGACCACCACACACUACCACUACAAUAGCCACAAUUCCUGUCUGCACAAAGUGAGGACUUAGCUGUUGAAGCGCUUCCAGGACUUGGAUGUUUAAGUAGUAUUUCCGGGCUACAAGUCAGUUGUUAGUUUCCAGCUGGGAUCUUCAAGGCACCAAGAGACCGUCAGUGGAAGAGAGAAACAACCAGAAAACGACAUGGCCAACAACACCGCGGAUCACCCACCGGGGAACUCUGUUGCCGAUGGCAACCAGGAGGGUGACUUUGGCAUCACGGUGAUGGACCUCCGGGACCUGAUGGAGCUACGGAGCUCAGAGGCUGUCGCCAAGAUAACCAACACGUACGGAGACGUGCAGGGGCUCUGCCGCAGACUGAAGACAUCCCCUAUUGAGGGCCUGUCUGGUAACCCAGUGGAUUUGGAGAAGCGUCAUGCAGCGUUUGGGAAGAACUUCAUCCCUCCCAAGCAGCCGAAGUCCUUCCUGGCACUGGUUUGGGAGGCUCUGCAGGAUGUUACACUCAUCAUCCUGGAGAUUGCUGCCAUCAUCUCCCUGGGCCUGUCCUUCUAUCACCCCCCUGGGGGGGAUAGCGACAUGUGCGGUGAAACCGCAUCGGGGGUGGAGGACGAGGGCGAGGCGCAGGCGGGCUGGAUAGAGGGGGCGGCCAUCUUGUUUUCCGUGGCAAUCGUUGUCUUGGUGACGGCGUUCAAUGACUGGAGCAAAGAGAAGCAGUUCCGUGGGCUGCAGAGCCGCAUCGAGCAGGAGCAGAAGUUCACAGUCAUCCGCAAGGGCCAGGUCAUCCAGAUACCGGUCGCUGAACUGGUGACGGGAGACAUCGCCCAGAUCAAAUACGGUGACUUGCUGCCAGCGGAUGGUAUCCUGAUCCAGGGCAAUGACCUGAAAAUCGACGAAAGCUCUCUGACUGGUGAAUCUGAUCAAGUCAGGAAGUCGCUGGAGAAGGACCCUAUGCUGCUGUCCGGCACCCAUGUCAUGGAAGGUUCGGGCAGAAUGGUAGUUUCUGCGGUGGGUCUGAACUCCCAGACAGGAAUCAUUUUCACUCUGCUGGGGGCGGGAGACAAUGAAGAGGAGAAGAAGGUCAAGAAAGGUAAAAAACAAGGACCCACCGAAAAUCGCAACAAAGCUAAGACCCAGGAUGGCAUUGCCCUGGAGAUCCAGCCGCUGAAGAGUGAGGAGGCGGUAGAGUCUGAGGAGAAGGAGCCAGAGGUGGAGGUGAAACAGGUCAAGAAGGUCCAAGGCACCAAGAAGGAGAAGUCCGUUCUGCAGGGCAAACUCACAAAACUAGCUGUGCAGAUUGGCAAGGCAGGUCUGAUCAUGUCGGCGGUGACUGUGAUCAUUCUUAUUCUGUACUUCGUGAUCGACACAUUCGGGGUACAGGGUCGCCCCUGGCUGAAGGAGUGCACACCCAUCUACAUCCAGUACUUUGUCAAGUUCUUCAUUAUCGGAGUCACUGUUCUGGUUGUGGCCGUCCCGGAGGGACUGCCGCUGGCCGUCACCAUCUCCCUGGCCUACUCCGUCAAGAAAAUGAUGAAAGACAACAACCUGGUCCGCCACCUGGACGCCUGUGAGACAAUGGGCAACGCCACGGCCAUCUGCUCGGACAAGACUGGAACGCUCACCAUGAAUCGCAUGACAGUGGUCCAGGCCUACAUGGGAGACACGCACUACAAGACUGUGCCAGAUCCUGACGUCAUCAAACCCUCCACGCUGGAGGUCCUGGUCAACAGCAUCGCCAUCAACUCCGCCUACACCACCAAAAUCCUGUCCCCAGAGAAGGAGGGAGGUCUGCCCCGCCACGUCGGCAACAAGACCGAGUGCUCCCUAUUGGGCUUUGUUUUGGAGCUGAAGAGGGAUUACCAGCCAAUCAGGGAUGAGAUUCCUGAGGAGAAUCUUUACAAGGUUUACACCUUCAACUCGUCUCGUAAGAGCAUGAGCACCGUGCUGAAGAACGCAGACGGCAGCGGCUUCCGGAUGUACAGCAAGGGAGCCUCCGAGAUCGUCCUGCGCAAAUGUUCCCAUAUUCUGGACAAGAACGGAGACCCACGUAUCUUCAAGCCGAAGGACCGUGAUGACAUGGUGAACAAGGUGAUCGAGCCCAUGGCGUCUGACGGCCUGAGGACCAUCUGCGUGGCGUACAGGGACUUCCCCUCUGAGGCCGGAGAGCCAGACUGGGACAGCGAGUCCGAAAUCCUCAAUGAUCUCACCUGCAUCUGUGUGGUUGGCAUCGAGGACCCAGUGAGACCUGAGGUACCCGAUGCCAUCCUGAAGUGCCAGAGGGCCGGCAUCACUGUGCGCAUGGUUACCGGGGACAACAUCAACACUGCCCGCGCCAUAGCAACUAAAUGUGGCAUCCUGUUGCCGGGGGAGGAUUUCCUUUGUCUGGAGGGCAAAGAGUUCAACCAGUUGAUUCGUAACGACCAGGGAGAGGUGGAGCAAGAGCGCCUGGAUAAGGUGUGGCCCAAGCUGCGUGUGUUGGCCCGCUCUUCCCCGACUGACAAACACACUCUGGUCAAAGGUAUUAUUGACAGCACGGUCCUCGAAACGCGACAGGUGGUAGCUGUGACAGGCGACGGGACUAACGAUGGCCCCGCCCUCAAGAAGGCUGAUGUCGGAUUCGCUAUGGGUAUCGCCGGUACGGAUGUGGCAAAGGAAGCAUCCGACAUCAUCCUGACUGACGACAACUUCACCAGCAUUGUCAAGGCCGUGAUGUGGGGCCGCAAUGUCUACGACAGCAUCUCCAAGUUCCUCCAGUUCCAGCUGACUGUCAACGUGGUGGCUGUCAUCGUGGCAUUCACUGGCGCCUGCAUCACACAGGACUCUCCUCUGAAAGCAGUGCAGAUGUUAUGGGUCAACCUGAUCAUGGACACUCUGGCCUCCCUGGCUCUGGCCACAGAGCCCCCCACCGAGUCCCUGUUGCUAAGGAAGCCGUAUGGCCGCAACAAGCCCUUGAUCUCCCGUACCAUGAUGAAGAACAUUCUGGGCCACGCCGUGUACCAGCUUACCAUCAUCUUCACCCUGCUGUUUGCCGGAGAAAAGUUCUUUAACAUCGACAGUGGCCGGAACGCGCCCCUCCAUGCUCCUCCCUCCGAGCACUACACCAUAGUGUUCAAUGUCUUCGUUAUGAUGCAGCUGUUCAACGAGAUCAACGCCAGGAAGAUUCAUGGAGAAAGGAACGUCUUUGAGGCCAUCUACCGGAACCCUAUCUUCUGUAGUGUAGUCCUGGGAACCUUCAUCCUGCAGAUCAUUAUCGUUCAGUUGGGAGGGAAGCCCUUCUCUUGCACAGCCCUGACUAUCGACCAGUGGCUCUGGUGUGUCUUCAUUGGAGUGGGGGAGCUGCUCUGGGGACAGCUGAUCUCCGCCAUCCCCACCCACCACCUGAAGUUCCUGAAGGAGGCUGGCCACGGCACCCAUAAGGAGGAUGUCCCCGAACAUGAAAUGAACGAAGGGGACGACGAGAUCGACCACGCUGAGAUGGAGCUCCGCAGGGGACAGGUCCUCUGGUUCAGGGGACUCAACCGUAUUCAGACACAGAUGGACGUGGUGUAUACGUUCCAGACGGGGCAGGCUCCGGUGCCCGGGGCGUUGAGACGUCAGCCCUCCGUCGUCAGCCAGCACAACGACAUUAAGGUGGUCAAUGCGUUCCGUAGCUCCCUUUACCCGGGGCUAGAGAACCCAGAAUCCAAAAAUUCUAUCCAUAACUUCAUGGCCCAUCCUGAGUUUGUCCCCUUGUCUGAGGAGGAAGCGCGCGUUCCUGACAUUGAGGAGACCAGCAGCGAUGAGGUGGAGGUCCAGCCCAUCCCCAGCUCAUCUUCUGGGGGGGCAGAAGCUCCAGAUGUCAGCCACAAGACCUCCUGCUGAUCACCUCCACCUCUCUCCUCUCCUCCGCUCUGAUCUGUCCAACCUGUUUGGCUGCUCUCAGCACUUCCUCCUCCAUCACCAGGAGGAGCAGCAGCCCCACAGGCCCUGAAACUCAUCCCACAGAGGAUACACCCAGAGCGGGCAAGAGGUCCUGGCGCUUUCACCUCCACCUACUGAACCUUACCCCCACCUCUCACCUGCCCAAUCCCCACCCACCCUACCUUGCCAUUCCCAUCGGCUUGCACUGACUGUGGCGCAUGUGCCCUUUAAGUGUGACAGCAGAGUGACAUGCAGAGCAGCCAAUCACACUGCGUCCCUAACCCAUGGGUGGGAGGGGCCCGGUGGAAGGCCGUAGCCUGUCCUUCUGUCCAUCUUUGGGGUUUUUGUAAAUGUUUUUUCUUUCGUCCCGUAAACCUUUUCGUUGUUUUGUUUCAUUUGAACCCCAGAAUAGCCCGGAAGAGAACGGCAACAUGUUUAUCCUGCUAUAUCUGCUUCUGAUCCCCUGCAUACACUAACUGACACAGAACUCUAAAAGUACAUCCAUGUGUAAAUUAAUGUAUGUGUACAUAGAAUGUAUAUGCUUUAUAACACAGCUCCAAGCUGAUUGGGUGAUCAGAUGUAAAUGGGCCAUGGGAUUUAAGAGCUUUCAGCUACUAAGUUUCCCCUCUCCAUUUCUCAAUCUGUUUUAACUGUACAGUGUGCAUUUGAUCUGAUUCAUAGCAAGCUGUCAUUAGUGGGUUUUUCAGUGAAAUCCAGGAACCCACGUCUUGAUUCUGAUUCACUGCAGCUUUUCAAUGACAAACAUUGACAAUGGUCGUAACAUCUCUCGCUUUGGUUUGGUUCUUCUGGGUCCAUUUGACACGAUUAUAUGAGAUUAUAUCCAGUUCAUAUAUGGAAGGACAGGGCAAGUGCUAGGCUAUUGUGACAGUGACAGUGAAACCGCAGUCAGCCCAUUCAUAGUAAAGCUAGCAGCUGGCUAGAGGUUGCCUCUUUGUGGAUUGAGGUCACAUCAAGACUCACAUCAAGACUGUGUGGAAAAGGGGGAGGGCCAUCUCAUCUGAAUCUUAUCCAAUCAGGGUUCUGGUUUUCCCUAGCCCCUUGAGAGUUGACAGCUUAUGAAACUGCCUCAAUAUGGAGUAAGCUUAAGAUUGUCUGAGUAAAGUGAAUUAUAUUUAUUUUUUCAAAGAACAGUUCACCCCCCCCCCCCCCCCCCCCCCCCUCGUACGCAUGAUGUGUUUGAUGUAUGUUUCGUCCCUGUGUAGAACGGACACUUAAAGAUGUGGCGGGGAUGACAGAUAUUUGUUCAAAGUUAUUUGGCACUAUUUUAUCUUUUUUUUUUUUCUUCAAAGCACAAAAAAAACUCCACACGUAUCCAUUCCAGUGUGUUCCGUAAGUACACAAUGCCCCCCUCCCCCCCCAUGUGUUCCGCCGUUGACGAAGGGGCGUCGGCCUCAUUCCUGGUAACUCCCAUUGUGUGUCUGUCUUUACCGAGUGUCACUGGGUCGGCUACGGAGUGACACAGGGGACUAUUGAUCUGUCCUACCGUGCCGCCGGGGGAAACGACCAUCAGCAGCCCGGAUCUGAAUCCAAUAUCCCCUCUCCGCUCAGCACCGGCCGUCCCCCCCGCUAGCAUAGGGACACAUCUCCACAUGCCGUCUGGGGUCAACUAGCCACCCAGACAACUGCAGAGAGUGGAGGAAUACGCUCACAAGGGGGGAAAAAAAUACUCAACCAGAGAUGUGAAUGAGAGCUUGUGUGGGUGUGUGUGUGUGGUGAAGUUCAUAAUGGUAGAGAGAGUGUAAACCUGGUCUUACCCCCUGGCCCGUCCCCCACCAUCAACUCUGUUACAAGAGAGUGGGAUGCCCUAGACAGGACAUGUGCCAUUGAUUACCAGUAAUGUGCAACUGCCAUAUUUUCAACUUUACAUUCAUAUCUAGGUUACUUACUUCGAUAGAACCCUCUGAAGAUAACGCCUUUUCUACUUACUCAGAGCCAUAUUUUAUAGGUUGUUGUUGUUGUUUUGUAUUCCAUCGUUACCGAGGUUUCCUUUCUAUUCCCCCGACCAAAAAAACACAAAAAAAACAAAGACAAAAUGUGUCACUGCCGAUAUAUAAGUCAUGGACCACAAUGAUGUUUACAGAACAUAUGACAGUAUGAUGCAGUUAGCCUGCUCACGCUACACUGCCCUCUACUGGUUAGGCAGUAUGAUGCAGUUAGCCUGCUCACGCUACACUGCCCUCUACUGGUUAGGCAGUAUGAUGCAGUUAGCCUGCUCACGCUACACUGCACUCUACUGGUUAGACAGUAUGAUGCAGUUAGCCUGCUCAUGCUACGCUGCCCUCUACUGGUUAGUCUUCUUUCAUUUGCUUUUGUGAGUCUUAGUACAUAAUUAUGGGGACGUUUCUUGCAUGAUUUUCAUAUAAACGCAAUGUUUUGUUGCUUUUUUUUUUUUUUACAAUUCUUCUGUAUUUUUAUAUUUAGUACUUUUUAAUAUUUUGGAAAUAUAGAAAUAUAUAUGUAUAGGCUGAAGAGCUUUAGUGGCAGUAUAGUCCAUGAAUGAGAUGACUCAACAGUGGAGUGUUUUUGCAGUUCUAUAUACUGUAUAUUUAUGCUACAUUUGUAGUUUCAACAUUGUAUUGGUGGCAUACACAUUACAGCAGAUGCUGUCAAGGGUAAAGUACUUGUGUAUCGGCUCUCAAACCAUGCAGUCGUUAAAUAAAGUUAUUGAAGUUGUGUCCAAACAAGUACAAAUAACAGAUGUACAAAUACACCUAAACACAAAGCCAAGCAACCGGGAACAUAAAUGGAACCUGACCAGUGCUCACAUCUCAUGAGAAGACUGGUGUUUGUGAGCCAGACUAAAUCUGUGUCCAUAGUGAGGUGCCUACAUGAGCUGGAGGAUGAAUUUGCAGGGCAGGUGUAACCAUGGGUAACAGACCGGUUUAGUCACUGUAGGCCGUGCGCUUGACCGACGCUUCGAGCGAUCCCGUCUUAACGCCCUUCCCCCUUAACCAUGAACAGUCUUAAAGAGAAAGUGGAUUCAAUUCUGCCGUUUCUCUGCAAUCAAACGGGGUCCAAUAAAAGUGAAAUGGAACAUUGAAGAAAUGCUAAAUUAAUUGGGAGUAUAUAUGAUUUCUCUCUAUAUAUAAAUACAUUUGCUAUGUUGUUUCCAUUCUUUCUGACUUGACUGCGAGUUAACUUAUUAUUUUGAGAGGAUUGGUGCUCUUAGCCAAUGUUAGUUGACAUGUUGAAGAGUGCAUGAAUUUCGAUGCCAUCCAAAUCAAACGUUAACCUUUUUUAUUCCAAUGGCGUAGGAAACUGUUUAUGGGAAGAGUAACUGUUAAACUGGUAAUGACAUCACUUCCUCUUCCUGUUUGUCCAUGAACAGAAAUGAGAUGCCUUUGCUGUGGUGUCGGUUUGUGUCACUUUGGGGACAAAUAUUCAAUGGUAAUUAUUAAAUGUUUUGCCAUAAUCUGUUUGGAAGACUUUGCAUCAACAUUCAGUAUGCUGUGUAAAUAUUGUCAUAGGAUGACUCUGAACAUAACUUUUAACUGUAGGUAAUAAAAAGGGGGCAAUCAGUCCGUGAUCACCCAGCAUAGCUUUAAGAAUGUCCUGCCAAAGUCUUGUUUUCUACAAUCUUAGCUUUUUUUUUUUUUUUUUUUUUUACCUUCAAUUACUUUUUACACAGAUUGUUGUAAUGAUUGUCUGGUAGAAAUGUUUUUCCCUAUUUUCCAUUUCACCAAAAUAGCAAAUGUUGUUGCAUGUUAAUUGGGACAGAGAAUGCAAAGAGCUUAAGGAAUUGCUGAGGUUGUCCGUGUUCUGUUGCCUUGGCCUGGGUUGAGCUGUUGGGAUCAGGAAGUGAACUGGUUGGCCUCCCACUGCUACAGGUUAACAGAUUCCACACCCACUAGGAACACAAUCUUGUUUGUUUGUGUUGUUUUCUUGUUAACCUUGGCACAACUGUCAAAUAGAAGCAGGUCCGUAGGUCUGAGGUGGAUGGAGAUCUGAGACACCGACAGUCAGUCCAGAUAACUUUGAUUUCUCUUUUGGACAUGCCCCCUUAUUGGAAAGAUCUCAGUUAUGACUCAUGUAUGACAAAAUGAACAUGCUAAAGCGUUGUGCAAUAACUGUUGUAAUUGACUGCAUUGCUUCUCUAAAGCAUCGUCUUUCUUAGAUAGGCUUUCUUUUCUUUGGGUUUGGGGGAUUUCUUUGGGGACGCUUCUCUGCGGUUGUAAAUAAAAAAGGUUUGAAAACUGGAAUAUCA